GUUCGUUCCACUCAACUUCGUCUGUGGGAGGAGGGGGAGCGGGAAAGACAAAGAAAAGUACCUUUUAGCGAAUGAUUGUUUCGAAUUUCAUGAACUUCAUAAAUUUCAUCCCCCGAACACGGGAUGUUGAUUCGGCAUUCUUCAAUUACCGACUUCAACUCCCACCACACCGUUCCAUCCCGAGCAUCGAUGCCGGUGCACCCCGCUGUCAGGGGAGUCUUGGUUCCGUGUCCCGUUUUUCGAAUUCCUAAGGUCCGUUUCUGGCCUUAGCUCCGUGGUUAUCAAGCUUCUUGUCCUGCCUGUUUGACUUUAGCCGCUUUGUCGAUCCCACGUUGGGAAAGUCACUGGACCCCCGGACUCUGACAAAGAUUGUGAUACUCAAGACGCUUUAAAAGGCAGGCACCAAGAAAACAAACUCUGGUUAGGUCUAUAUUAUUCGAUUUAAUAUAAACUGAUUUAUAUGCACCAAGUGUCCUAUCCAAGGAGCAGUUCCCCGGAUCAAGGCUGUGUGUCUCGUCCCCCCCUGGCGCCACCUGCAGUCGUCACCGGAGAAAUACUGUCCGCCUAUGUAUGUUAUUUGCACAGAGGUCUUUUUCCCGUCAUUCGAACCGAGAUGGAGGUUUUGAGUCCCAUCACGGGUUGAUGAAAGUCACCUAUAAAAUAGGGAUGGCCAGGCUCUGAUGAGAGAGAAAAUGAUACCAAAAUCCAAGGAUUCAUCAGUGGUUUAAGCCCUCCACGAAUUCUUCUUGUUUGCUCCCAGCCGCUCUUUACUCUGCCAAGGCCCCGUAAUCAAUCAACUUGUGUCACAAACAUCUUACUUCGCCAACAUGCGUUUCUCCAGCAUCUUCAGCGUCCUGGCGACAGCAGCCAUGGCUUCGGCCGCGCAGUUGCAACAAGUCACCAACUGGGGGGACAACCCUACCAACAUCCAGAUGUUCAUCUAUGUGCCGGACCGCGUGGCCGCUAAUCCAGCUAUUAUCGUUGCUCUUCACCCCUGCGGUGGCAGUGCCCGCCAAUGGUUCAGCGGCACACGCCUGCCGUCGUACGCGGACCAGAACGGCUUCAUCUUGAUCUACGCCGGCACCCCCAACCAGUCCAACUGCUGGGACGUGCAGAACCCAGCCUCUCUCACGCACGGGCAGGGCGGCGACGCCAAGGGCAUCGUGGCCAUGGUCAACUACACGCUCAACCGGUACAACGGCAACAAGGACAAGGUGUACGUGAUGGGAUCGUCCUCGGGGGCCAUGAUGACCAACGUGAUGGCGGGAUCGUACCCGGACGUGUUCGAGGCCGGAGCGGCGUACAGCGGGACGGCGCACGCCUGCUUCGCCGGAGCCGCAGGCGCGACGCCCUUCUCGGCCAACCAGACGUGCGCGCAAGGCCUGACGCACACGCCGCAGCAGUGGGGCGACUUUGUCCGCAACUCGUACCCGGGCUACACGGGCCGGCGGCCGCGCAUGCAGAUCUGGCACGGCAACGCCGACACCCUGGUCAGGCCCGCCUGCGCCCACGAGACCCUCAAGCAGUGGAGCAACGUGCUCGGCGUAACCGUCUCCCGCAACGUCACGGGCGUGCCCUCGGCUCAGUACACUCAGACCAUCUACGGAGACGGCACCAAGCUGCAGGGGUUCUUUGGCAACGGUGUCGGGCACACGGCGCCGGUCAACGAGGACUUGAUGCUUAGGUUCUUUGGGCUGAUUGCGUAAAAAAGGAUUGUGAGGGGAGAGAGAGAGAGCGGAAAAGGGAGAGAGAAACUCAGUUGUACAUAAGGGGUGUGUCAUGAGGGAAGCAACAUGCCUUUGGUUAGUAUUUGCAAAGGGGUGAGAAAAUGAGAAGAUGCGAUUCGCAAGGAAAAAGUUCUUUCUUCUUCCUGUAAAUACAUGGCUUUAUUUACUCUUUUGGCUUGAGCCGAGAGAUUUUUUUUUUUGGUUGGUGAAAAAUUGAAAAGGAUACCUUGAGGUGUUGAGUCGUGAAUGGGAAAGGAAGGGGAAAAAAAAAGUCCCAAAUUCGGUUUGCUUCGGUGGUCAUUUACGGUACUUACCCCAUGGGGCGAGCGGCUUACUCGGUUCCUGUUCGCCAAGCUCGUGCCAUGCGCCAACCGCUAAGCAACCUGACACCUUUCACGUCAUUCAGCAGCGUUUUGCUUAGUUGAGCCCAACCUUAAUAGACUCACUGCCUCGGGUCUGAGUCUUUUUUAUUUAUUUUACUGCAUCACCGUUGCUUAUCUCAAAACAUGAAGCUAUACUAAGUGAAUUAUUAUUUUACUUUAUAUACCAAAGCAUCUUGGUUUGUCGUACACGUUGUGUGAACUUUUGUUCAUUCUUCAUCGGCUACAAUUGCGUGGUCGGUCGACGGGUCGAUCUGCUGAUCUUCCUGUACCUCGGCAUCAGCGGCUCGCAUCACCAAAGGAGAAAAGUCACGGGCAAAGGGAGCAGGCCACCAUGGGAAACAUCACGGUCGCCACACGGCGUAUCGCUGGGAGGAGGACUCACAAAUGCACAAUACCAACCACUACACAUAAUUCACCUUUACCAUUAUCAUCAUCAUCAUUGUCAUCGCCAUUAUUAUCGUCAGCAUCAUCACACCCGCAGCAAAGCCGUAAUGCCUCCACAUCUACAUCCACUUCCGCAUCCUCAGCACCACCACCACCCCCCUCCACUAUCAAACAUACCUCUACCACUACCGGCACACCCCGCCGUCCAAAAACAGCAAUAUUCUUCCCCGGCCAGGGCGUACAGAAAGUAGGCAUGCUGACGCCCUGGCUGGAAAAUUUUCCCUCAACCGCCCGGCCCAUAAUCCAAGAGAUCGACGACUGCCUGGGCUACAAGCUCUCGGACAUCAUCCGGGACGGGCCCAACAAGCUCCUGACGGCCACCCCUCACGCUCAGCCCGCCAUCAUGGCCACGUCGAUCCUGAUCCUCCGCGUGCUGGAGCGCGACUUUGGCUUCUCCCCGCUGGAGCACAAGGUCGACUUUGUGCUGGGCCACUCCCUGGGCGAGUUCGCCGCCCUGGUAGCGGGGGGAUACCUCACCUUUGCCGACAGCCUGCGUCUGGUGCAGCGGCGGGCCCAGGCCAUGGCGGCCGCCACCAAGGCGGCGCGCGAGGGGAGGCCAGACGUCGAGUACGGCAUGGUGGCCAUCGUCACGGAGCCCGAGUACCUGCCGCGGCUGGUGCAGGCGAUCCGCGAGUUCCUGGGCCACUCGAGCGAGGGCGCCAAGGCCGAGUCGUCAGCAUCGGCCGCUCCCAUCGAGCACGUCUCCAUCGCAAACGUCAACAGCAAAAACCAGAUCGUGCUGUCGGGCGAGCUGGGCCGCAUAAAGACCCUCGUGGCCCACGUGCGCCAGUUUUUGGGUCAUGACCCCCGAGCCGUCCGCCUAAACAGCGACAGCCCCUUCCACUCGCCCAUCAUGAGGCCGGCCGUCGCUGUGGUGCGUGACAUGCUGGCCGCCGGCGGCGAGGGCGGUGGCAUGGUCACUUUCCCGGCCAAGAUCCCCUGCGUCAGCAACAUCAGCGCCCGGCCCUUUGAGAGCGAGGCCCAGCUCAAGGACCUGCUCGCCCGUCAGUGCCUCGAGACCGUAAGGUGGUGGGACAGCAUACGGUACCUCGACCAGCGGGAAAAGGUGAGGCGCUGGAUUGGCAUCGGGCCCGGGAAGGUCGGAAGGAACCUGGUGGGCAAAGAGGUUGGAAUGCGAGGCAAGGGUGUCGUUAAGGGCGCUGGUGUUUGGGGGAUCACGGAGCCCAGCGAGGUCGAGGAGGUGCUGAGAGGCCUCGAGGAGACUGAGUUUGUUGUCGAUGAGCUGGACUGAGCUCCGCUCUCUGACUUACUUUUUUUUUUUUUUUUUUU
Pyricularia grisea is the source of this 3844-nucleotide messenger RNA. RefSeq lists its product as uncharacterized. Gene Ontology annotation, cellular component: extracellular region. The transcript is spliced from 2 exons. NCBI's taxonomy places the organism in Eukaryota, Fungi, Ascomycota, Sordariomycetes, Magnaporthales, Pyriculariaceae. The record is from RefSeq and is a predicted model, not a curated record. Bases 828 to 1706 code for a protein of 292 amino acids. Gene Ontology annotation, molecular function: hydrolase activity.